CCAGAGCCAGUGCCAUUAAUGUCGAGCGUCUACUGGAGGGCACACAUUCACUCAUGCCCCGGGACUGCGUCCUUGGGGGUUGACCAUGACCAGGCGUGGAAGAAAGCGGGAUGCCCUCGUUGGUCUACCCUCACUUGCUGCCAUUCCCAGGAGAGAGAUCACACAUGUUAGAUUUUGGGAAUAACAAGGCGCGUAGAAGAGGACCAAUGGUUCUCCGCAUCCGCCGUGCUGGGUCAUUUUAUCCAGUGGCUGCGUUCGGAGGAGUGGUGUGUGCCACGGCAGCUGGGAUGGCGGCGGGAGGAAUUUGGGAUGUGGGGGUCAGUUUGGGGCUGAGAAGAAGGAAAAUCUGGAGCUGGCGAUCCUGGGGUAAAGCAAAAAGCCAGGCGAGCCAUACCGGCAGCUUUUGGCACGUUUCGUCGACGACCAGCUGCUACUGCAAAAGCAACGAGUGCAUGAUGUUGAGGGCGCAAUGUUGUCGUCCAUGGGCGUUCCCGAGAGCCAGCCUGGCCACAUCGAGCAGCAUUCCUUUCGGGCCGGGUGUGGAUGUGUAGGUGGGCCGUUCCGACGCUCUGAAGCCGCAACAGUCGGUGAGUCUGAGAG
Molecule: messenger RNA, 600 nt
Organism: Lindgomyces ingoldianus
Lineage: Eukaryota; Fungi; Ascomycota; Dothideomycetes; Pleosporales; Lindgomycetaceae
Exons: 1
Coding region: 111-551 (146 amino acids)
Source: RefSeq, a predicted model, not a curated record